This is a messenger RNA of Fraxinus pennsylvanica, 378 nucleotides long. The record is from the annotation of a GenBank genome assembly. Lineage: Eukaryota; Viridiplantae; Streptophyta; Magnoliopsida; Lamiales; Oleaceae.
AUGGCAGAAGAAUUUCAAGAAUCUGAAGUUAUUUUUCAAGAAAAUGCAGGAGAUGAAGAAGACAACGAGAAGUACAAUUUUCCGGGAAGAAACAUGAAAGCCAAGAGGAAGAAAUUCAAGAAGAAUUCAGUUCCGGUAAAUAUCCCAGAAAAUAUAACUGGGAGUUCAUGGACGGUUCAGUAUGUAGAUUCGGAAAUUUUCGACGAUGAAAACGACGGUGGAGAAAUGGUGCCACCCCAUGUUAUCGUUGGCCGGCGGGUCGACGAAAAAAUGAUGGCGUUCUCCGUCUGCACCGGAAAUGGAAGGACUCUUAAAGGGAGAGAUUUGAGUGAAGUCAGGAAUUCAAUUCUCAAAAUGACUGGAUUUCUUGAAACAUAA